Ctenopharyngodon idella (grass carp) is the source of this 6048-nucleotide messenger RNA. Its product is annotated as interferon-induced very large GTPase 1. Gene Ontology annotation, molecular function: GTP binding. The record is from RefSeq and is a predicted model, not a curated record. Lineage: Eukaryota; Metazoa; Chordata; Actinopteri; Cypriniformes; Xenocyprididae.
AGAGAAAACAGGAAUGUUGGAACAGCAGGAGUCAGAGCAGGAAAAAUAAAGCAUCUACAUGUGAGUCCAGUAGAAGAGCUUAGAACAGACAAAGUGCAACCAGAUCAACAUAAGGAAAAAGAAAAUCUUCCGUGGAUAAAAACACUCCUUGACAGACUUCAUCUCAACAAGCAUGAACAUAAACUGAGAGCUGCAGAUUUUCUUCAGAUAACUGCACAUUCAUUACAAUCCCAUGAAUCUUGUGCUGAAGAGGAGUUGAUUAAAAAUUUAAUUCAAAAACUACUGAUGAUGAACUACAGAGCAAGAUACAUUCGUGUUAGGGAUCCCAAUGAACAGGAUCACACACAACAAAGAGACUAUCACUUAUCUGAAGAUGAGAGUGACAUUUUCAAACCAAUCUCUUUUUCUACCACAGGAACAAGUCAGUCUGAGCGAAUCCACCCAAUGGAUGUUCAGAUGGCCAUGUUUCAUUGUGCUGAUGGUUUCCUGAAGCAGCUGAUGGUCACUAAACUGUCCCAGUGUCAGUACGCUCUGCCGCUGCUUGUUCCCGAUCCAUUCACACAACAGAUUGAGUUUCCUCUCUGGACAUUCAGACAAAUCAACAAGAGCUGGAAGAUGAGAAUCACCAACAAUGAAACCAACAGUCAAACCCAGCCGAUCUACAAGGCAGAAACUCCAAUGGUGUUUUUCUUCAGGUUUGGCUCUGUGUCUUCAUCCAAGUCUCAGCUGAUGAACAGUCUGAUCAAUGAGAGACACAACACGUUCUUCCACAGGAACUGCCCAGGCAGCAGCAGAACCAGAGUCCUGAUGGAUGGAGUGGUGGAGAUUGCCUGGUUCUGCCCCUCUGGGAAAAACACGGAUAAAUUCACUGACUGUGUUGCGUCCUGUAAUCUUCACGGUGAUGCAGGAGACCAUGAGAAACAGCUGGAGAUCCUCACUGAAAUGAGCUCAGUCAAUGUUGUUAUUCUACCACGACUGGACAGGAAUGACAGAAGUGCAGCAAAGAUUCAGAAACUGUACAAGGACUCAAAGCCACUAAUUUGUCUUUUUACUGAGGAUGAUUCUGCUGUAACUGAGAUAAAGAAAGGAAAAUUCAAGAUCGGUUUGAAAGACAGAAAUCAGUCAGAUGUAUCUGAAGAGCUCAGAAGAGCUAUAAAUUAUUGUCUCUCAGAAUCAUCUUCCACUUUCAGACUUGAAGAUUUGUCCAAACACUCAGACAUCAGAGUAGAUGAGGAAGAUGACGAUGACUGCAGGAGAGGAAGAGAAGCAGCACAGCAGAUGAUGAGUUUACUGGAGAAGAAAGAUCUAACAGAAAUCAAAGAAUCACUUCUGCCCUGUCAGGGGAAACUGUGGCGUCAGUGGAGUCAGAAGAACAAAGAACUACAUCGACCUCGAGGAGAUGAACUAGAAAUGGACGUCAGUAAAAAACAAACAGAAAUGAAGAGAAUCCGCCAACAGCAACAUGAAUCUGACAUCAGUGAGUUUAUGAAGCUCUUUAUUGAGGAAAUGAGCUCACAUGCUGAACAUAAGAUGAUGUUUUUCCUUAAAUGGCUCAGAAUCUUCCUGGAUGAAUAUACAUCAGCUGAUCUUUCUGCUCUACAUCACAGGUAUUGUGAAAAGUGGUCAACAGUUGUAAAACUGAAAGAGAAUCAUGAUAAAUCUGAACAACUAAAAGCUGAACAAGCAGAACUUGAGAGAAUAUCUGAGGAUCUUCAAGCUGCAGCCUUUGGUUUGGAGCACAUAAUGAGGGAGAUCGGUCAGAUCUUUGAAUCAUGUUCAUCUGUGAAGAAGAACAGGAAAGACCUGCAGUUUAACUUCUCUUCUCUCCCGAGUCUUGCAGCAGAGAUGAUGAUCUCUGGAUUUCCACUGGAGCUCAUGGAUGGAGAUGCUGCUCAUGUUCCUCUGAUCUGGAUCUCUGCUGUUCUAGAUGAACUCAUCCAGAAACUGGGAGACCAGAGAGUUUUUGUGCUGUCAGUUUUAGGGCUUCAGAGCUCUGGGAAAUCCACCAUGCUGAAUGCCAUGUUUGGACUCCAGUUUGCCGUCAGUGCUGGCAGGUGCACCAGAGGAGCUUUCAUGCAGCUGGUCAGAGUGUCAGACGAGAUGAAAACACAGAUGAACUUUGACUAUAUUCUGGUCGUUGAUACUGAGGGUCUUCGUGCUCUAGAACUGGCUGGAAGAUCAACAAGAGCUCAUGACAAUGAAUUGGCCACAUUUGUUGUUGCACUUGCAAAUCUGACCUUGAUCAGCAUCUUUGGAGAAAACCCAUCUGAGAUGCAGGACAUUCUUCAGAUUGUUGUUCAGGCCUUUAUGAGGAUGAAGAAGGUCAGACUGAAUCCCAGCUGUGUGUUUGUGCAUCAGAACGUUUCAGAUGUCACAGCUAUAGAGAAAAACAUGGAGGGAAGGAGACGACUGCAGCAGACACUGGAUGAGAUGACUAAACUCGCUGCUAAAGAUGAAGACGGUGAUGCAGAAUGUUUCAGUGAUGUCAUUGGAUUUGAUGUACAGAAUGAUGUGAAGUAUUUUGCUCAGCUCUGGGAGGGAAACCCACCCAUGGCUCCACCAAACCCAAACUACAGUGAGAACAUUCAAGAACUGAAGAAAACUAUUAUGUCUCAAGCUUCAAAAUCACAUGGAAUGAGGCUGAUAGACUUAAAGGACCGUAUUAAAGAUCUUUGGGAGGCUUUACUGAAUGAAAGAUUCAUCUUCAGCUUCAGAAAUUCUCUGGAGAUUUCAGCCUACAGGAAACUGGAGACCAAAUACAGCAAUUGGACCUGGAGUCUCCGCAGUGCCAUGAUGAAAAUUGAGAACAAACUACACAACAAAAUAGAAAAUAAAGCAAUUCAUGAGAUUGAGGAAACUGAUCUUCAAAGAGAACUAAAGAAGACAAGUGAAGAAGUGGAAAAAUCAAUGUCAGAAUUCUUUGAAAAAGACAUAAAUGCUGAAAUACUGAUUCAGUGGAAAACAUCAUUUGAAAUCAAAAUCAAAAAGCUUCAGGAGAACAUUGUGAGAGAAGCAAAAAGGAUAUUAACUGUGAUUCUUCAUCAGCAAGACCUGAAGAAAAAGAUUGAUGCUCAGAGGAAAGAUCAUGAAAACACUCUCUAUGAAAAGAGCAAAGAACUUGCCUUAAAACUCAAAGACAAAGCAAAUGAUGAAGAAACACUGAAGAAAGAGUUUGAUUUGUUCUGGGAACAAAAUGUGAAGAUGAUCAUCAGAGACACUUUCGUAAUUAAAGACAUUGACAUAAUGAGAGAUGUGAGAGAGAUCCUCAGUGAUGUAUAUGAGGGGCAUCUCCCUGUUGAUCACUGGAGGGAAAGGAGGGAUAUUUUUACUGUGCCCAGUUAUUCUGAAUAUGUUGUUCUCAAAAAGUCCAGAAAAGGUGGAAUUCAACAGGCUCUAAAGGAUGUUUACAGAACAGUAAUAAAAGAAUCUUUCAGAUAUUAUAGAAUUCUGUCUUUAGAGGAUGAAACCCAAAUAAGAUCAUUAAUCACAGAUGUUGCUCUGCAGACAGACAGAAUUAUUCAGUCAUUUAACAUUUCAAAGAUGGGCUACAGCAUCAGCUACAUUCAACAACUCACAGAUUACAUCAAGACAAGAGUAACAGAACAUCAGGAAGGACCGGUGAAUUACGUGUUCAAGAAUGAAUUCUUCAUGGAUUUGGUAAGUUCCAUCUUUAAGAGAGCAAACAAGAUGAUCACUGAACAACACAGACUGUUCAGAGAAGCCAAUGAUCCUAAGAUAUAUGUAGAGAAGAAGAGAGAAGAGUACUAUAGUAUUUUCCAGAAAUACUGUCAUGGAGCAACAUCAGCUGUCAUUUUUGGUGAGAUCAUCUGUCAGAAACUUAAAGAGCCCAUUGAGCAGAGUGUCUACAGGAAGACUGCCAGAGAUCUGAUGGAUGAAAUGAGAUCAAACUGUGAAUCACUGAAUGGAAACAGAUCAAAUCUGGAGAAACACAUCCUGAAGACACUGGCAGAAAAGGAGGAUUUUGACAAAUACAUGAAUUACAUUCAUAAUCCCAGAGAUCACUACAAGAGUUUCAUCAGAGAUGAAGUCAGUCGGUACGUCACUGAUAAGUUCAGUGUCAGUGUUUUACCCAAGAUGAAGGAGAACAUUAAACUCCUGCAGCAGGAGAUCAUGAAAGCAGCACAUGAAUCUACUGAACAUGUUCAAGUGAACAGAGGAGAUGUUGGUUUGUGGUUGAAGAGUUUCACACAGCAGCUCUCAGAUGUGCUGAUCUUCUCUGAGAAAGACCUCAGUGGAUUGAAACAUGAUGAUGUUGAUGAUUUCAACCUUCUAGAAGAUGUGAUAAGACAAGAACUUCCUGGUAUAAUGACUGACAUCAGCAGUAGAUUCAAUAAAAAGUCAUUUCCAGUAAAUCUGGACCUCGAGUUUAGACCAGACGAGCUUCUGAUUUAUCACUUCUCUCAGUGCUGUUGGGUUCAGUGCCCAUUCUGUAAUGCCAUCUGCACCAACACCACAGAAAACCAUUAUGGAGAUCAUAGUGUUCCUUUCCACAGAGUGAAUGGAAUUAAUGGCACAUGUUACAGUUCAACACAGAAUCUCUGUAUUAAUAUGUGCACAGAUUUAGUAGCAAGUCAUCAUGAUUUUAAUACACCACAUGAAAGGUUUAAAUAUAAAGAAUACAGAAGAGCAGGAGGAGUUUAUGCAGACUGGAGCAUCACUCCUGAUCUCUCUGAACUGCCCUACUGGAAAUGGUUUGUGUGCAGAUUUAAGAAACAUCUAGAAAAAUACUACAGUAAAACAUUUGAGGGUUAUGGGAAGAUACCAGAUGAAUGGAGAAAAUACACAAAACAGGAGGCUAUUGACAGUCUGGAUCAAUACAUGUAAUGGAAGAUAUAAAGACUCACUGGCAGAAAUUAGUUUCUCUGACAUUCAUCUGCCCUUCAGAAGAUCAGAGCUUAAUCAAAUAAACCAGAUGAGAGUUAAAGACAAGAUUCGGUUCCUCAUACAAGUCUAAUGAUGUCAAAUGAUUUAAACAGCAUAUUUCUGAACAUAUGCCUGAUUGAUAAAGCUCAACAUGAUUGAUGUAUAUUUUAUUACUAAUCAAAGCAGCUUAAUCAUUAUCAUGAACUGAAAAAGAUCUAUAAUAAGGAUAUUAAUGAUAUAUUGUUGAUGAUAAAUGAUUGAAGUGCCUAUAUAAAUGUGUUUGUUAUUGGGGUGAUUUUGUUUUUGGGGUGUAAUAGAAUAUGAUUUCAUGCUUGAUUGUUCAAAAAACACAUUAUUUUUUCACAUUUUACAUCAUUACAGAUCUUCUCUUCCCAGUUUAUCCUGAACACGUCAUUUUCGAUGAAGCCCCUCCUUCCAAAAUACAAAAUGUGCUGUGAUUGGCUAGCUGGCCCAGUGUGUUGUGAUUGGCAGCACUUAGCAUGUGUUUCGGGAAAUGUCACACCCCUCCAUAACUGCUCUUUGUUCUGUUGAGUAAUUAUAAAGAAUAGCUGCAAUUUCAAACCACUAACAAGAGGUUCAUCCAGAAUGGAUUUCGUGCAUGGACAUUUUAGUGUGGUAUGUUUUUCUCAUACAUUAUAGAUACAAUGUCAGUUAUACACCAUUUAAUCAUGAUAUUUGAUCAUGAUAUUGUUAUACAAACAGUAAUCAAAGUAAUUGUUUUAGGAAAUUAAAGGGAUAGUUCAUCCAAAAAUGAAAAUUGUGUCAUCAUUUAUUCACCCUCAAGUUGUUUCAAACCUGUAUAAAUUUCUUUCUUCGGCUGAACACAGUGGAAGAUAUUUGGAAGAAUGUUUUUUAACCAAACAGAUCUCGCCCACCAUUUACUGCCAUAGUAGGAAAAAUAAAUACUACGGUAGUCAAUAGGGGGAGAGAUCUGUUACUGUUAAUGACAUUCUUCCAAAUAUCCUUGUGUUCAGCAGAAGAAAGAAAUUCAUACAGGUUUGAAACAACUUGAGAGUGAGUAAAUGAUGACACAAUUUUCAUUUUUGGUUGAACUAUCCCUUUAAAGGGAUUUCUAUUUUGUAUGUACUUAACAGCCAACGUAAGCUAUCCGAAAAAUGUAUAAAAAAAAUAUUUUUUCACAAA